Messenger RNA from Danaus chrysippus (African queen), 2511 nucleotides. Lineage: Eukaryota; Metazoa; Arthropoda; Insecta; Lepidoptera; Nymphalidae. The record is from the annotation of a GenBank genome assembly.
AUGACGUUACGUCGGUGUGACAGUCUGCCAACCAAACUACGAGUGGCGCCAAUUGGAAGCCCAGAAGUAUCCAAGCCAUUGACAGAGAAAAUACCUGACUCAAUCACAGACUCCAAUCUCAACACUACCCUCGUCCGCGACGAAGUUAUCGCCACUUGGAAAUCCCUUCAUACCGACGUCAAGAAAAUAAAGAAUGGCCUACCCACAACAAAAAAUACCCUAAACUAUAGGACUGAUAAAGGAGAAUCCAUUAAGAACCAUUUGUAUCCCGCGUCAACACGCAACAAUGGGGUCGCUCAAAAGAACCCUAACCCUAGAAAUAUUCAGGCUGGACCGCAAGAAGUUGAUCGUAGCUCAUCAUUCCCACUGGAAUGUGGCCAAAGGUUCACAGACAAAAGAACUAAUUCAGCGAAACGUAGAACACUACUUGAACGUCUUCUAUCAUGGCGUACUCCUGACUGCGAGUGUGACAAUCGAUGUCCACCCAAAUUGAAACCGCAAACGCCUGAAGAAUUACUAUGUACAUGUGGAGUAGCAAAUAAAGAUAAUCAGAUAAAAACAACUGAUCGGGAACGCUCAAAAAGUGUAGGAUACGAAGCGACACGUGAAGUGACACAAUUCCGCCGGUGUGCUAGCGCGGGAGCUACGGUUGGUGUGGAGACGGCUUCUGCUCUCCGCGCCCGAGCAGCGCUAACGUUAGCGAGACGUUAUUAUCCCGAGGGAGGCUGGGGAUGGACCAUUACGGUUGUGGGCACGAUUGUACAGAUUUUAUCACACGGCUUACAACUCGGCGGUGGAACGGGCGCGAUGGCAUGUGCCGCGUCUGUUAAAUACAGAGUUCAACCGCUUUAUACUUACGGUUGUCUAGGAGCCAUAUCAGCGGGAGUGGCCCUCGCUCUGUCACCGGUGACAGUUGCGUUAUGCGUUCGCAAAUCAACACGAGUGACAGCGGUGGUUGGCGGUCUUGUGGCAGCACUGGGAUGUCUCUUCACCUCAUUCGCUACGCAGUUUCAUCAAUUAUUCUUCAGUUACGGUACGGUUGUAGGAGUAGGGGUUGGUUUGACAAGGGAUUGCUCAACGCUGAUGGUGGCGCAGUACUUCAAGAGGCGGCGGGAACUGGUAGAGAUAUUUAUCGUCAGCGGGAGUGGUCUUGGAAUAGCUGUCAUGUCCACAUUUAUAAAAGGGGCCAUCAGAGCUAUCGGUUGGCGUCUAGGACUUCAGGCAGUGACGGGAGUGGUAUUCGUGACAUUUAUUCUGGGCACGUUUUAUCGCUCUGCUUCUUUAUACCAUCCCCAAAGACGAGCGAUACUUCAUCUCAAGAACCAAAACAAAAUCAAGCGGAAAAUGAAGGACAGGAAUAAGGCUGAUGAUAGACAGCCUUUCUUUGAUUUCUCCACUCUAAAAUCUAAGACCGUUAGGAUCCUGCUCAUGUCCACUGGAAUAUCGGCGUUUGGGAUCAACACGCCGAUAUUUUAUUUAGCCUAUCAUGCUGAAGAAGAAGGUCUCGGUGAUACAGCGGAACUGCUGCAAGCGUAUUUAGGUUUAGCGUGGGCGGUAGGAUGUGCUGCAUUCGGAUUGUUGGUGCGUCAGAACAGCGCGGAGUGCCGUAUCGCUCGGCAGUAUCUCACACAAGCAGCAGUCUUUGGAUGUGCUCUUGCCACUAUGGCUUUAACUGCAGUCGAGGGGUCUUAUAGAGGAUACGUUAUGUUCGCUUGGGUUUAUGGUAUUUUCUGCGGAGGUUACCACUAUUCACUCAAAAUGUACACCUACGAACGCGUGAGGUCGCGCAAUUUUGCUCGCACGUGGGGUUUCGUACAGUGCUCGCAAGCAGUACCUAUUGCGAUCGGUGUACCUCUAUCAGGUUACAUCAACGAUGGUUGCGGCGGCAAGGCUGGUUACUACUUCAGUUCAACUUGCUCGAUAAUUGGUUCACUUUCAUUGUUCUGCAUCGACUUGCAUCGCCGCAGCGUUGCGCAUAAACACACCAAAGAAAACGGCGGCAAAUCGUGCGAAUCGACAUGCCCACCACGAGGUCGGCCGCGGUCCGAACAACGAGUCGCCGGCGCCACCGCAUUAAGUGCUGAAUUAGUGACGCCGGGAAGCCGUCGGGAUAUUCUGCUAGAUAUCGGCCCUGGUAGUUUAGGAUCACCUCCCCCAAAUCUUCCGCCUGAAUUGACCUGCAUCAGCGAGGAAGGCGGUCUAGACUUAGACCUAGACUUAGAUAUACCUGAACACCUGCUUGAAGAUCUAGACUGCGGGGGAGAUUGUAUUACUAGUUGUAAUAAGGUUGAAAACUAUUUAAUGUUAAGCGAAUAUGAAAACAAUUUGAUAGCUGAACUGCCUAAUCUGAACGAGCGUCGAGGUCGGCGUUGGUCGAUCGUUGUGUCGAACACAAAUUCGCCGCAACCGGAGAAUCAAACCCCCGAACACAGGCGGAACUCGAUCAAGUUUAAGAAAAAGUGCCAUACUAAUAACAGAUUGAUAACAGUGAUAAACGAAGCGUCGCUGUAG